Messenger RNA from Pungitius pungitius (ninespine stickleback), 2063 nucleotides. RefSeq names its product aarF domain containing kinase 5 (gene adck5). Lineage: Eukaryota; Metazoa; Chordata; Actinopteri; Perciformes; Gasterosteidae. The record is from RefSeq and is a predicted model, not a curated record. Bases 190 to 1884 code for a protein of 564 amino acids. The transcript has 15 exons.
CACCAAUGGGUGCUCCCAUUGGGUUAAGUUACUCACUGGAAGGGCAAGUUGGAUGCUAAAUAGCCGCCGUGAGCAGAGCUGUUUUAUUAUUUCGCGAAAGCAUGGCAGGAGAGGCCACGCGGGCGUGACGCCUAACGAUGAUCACGUACCCUCCUCCCUUCUCUUCAGUUGAAGUUGUGUCACCGUCACAUGGCUCUGCUCCGAAGAUGCCCACGUCCCGGCGCGGCGCUCCACAGAAGUCGCCCCUUCGGCACGCUGAGGGAAGCUAAGCGCAGGGGCCUGUUGUGGAAGACGCUUGUCGGCGUCUCGGUCGGCCUCCCCGUGGCGGCGGGCGUCCAAUACGCCGCGUCCGACCCCGGGGACCGGAGGAGGACCAAGAUUUUGAUCGAAGGGUUCGGUCGCUUUUGCAGGUGUCUCUCUGUGGGAAUGCUGAUCUCCGUGGAUUACUGGUGGACCAGCAACGUGGCUCUUCGCGGCCAAGACGAGAGCAGCCCAUCCUACUUGCCUGAGAUGUCAGCGUGCCACCAAAGGGCAGCGGACUGCAUGGUGGAAGGAGCCCUUAGCAACGGAGGCAUCUACAUCAAGCUCGGCCAGGGCCUGUGUUCCUUCAACCACCUGCUGCCCCCCGAGUACAUCCGCACCCUCCAAAUCCUGGAAGACAAGGCCUUGAACCGCAGGAGCAAAGAGGUGGACGCCCUCUUCCGGGAAGACUUCGACAAGACGCCCGAGCAGAUCUUCAAAGAGUUCGACUACGAGCCCAUCGCCGCCGCCAGCCUGGCCCAGGUCCACAAGGCGGAGCUGUUCGACGGGACACCGGUCGCCGUGAAGGUGCAGUACAUCGACCUCAGGGAUCGCUUCGACGGGGAUAUCAGAACAUUAGAGAUCCUGCUGGAUGUUGUGAAGUUCAUGCACCCCAGCUUUGGAUUCCGAUGGGUUCUCAAGGACCUGAAGGGGACACUGGGUCAAGAGCUGGAUUUUGAGAACGAGGCCAAGAAUUCCGAGAGGUGCGCCGAGGAGCUGAAACACUUGAGUUUUGUCGUGGUGCCCAAAGUCUUCUGGGAGCAGACCAGCAAGAGGGUGUUGACGGCGGAGUUUUGCAGCGGGUGCAAAAUCAACGACGUGGAGGAAAUCCGAAGACAAGGACUGAGUUUGAAAGACGCCGCCGAUAAGCUGAUCCGAGCGUUCGCCGAGCAAAUAUUCUACACCGGCUUCAUCCACGCCGACCCUCACCCUGGAAACGUGCUAGUGAGACGAGGUCCUGACAAAAAGGCCGAGCUGGUGCUGUUGGACCACGGCUUGUACGAGUUCCUCAGCCAGCGCGACCGAGUGGCCCUCUGCAAGCUGUGGCGGUCCAUAGUCCUGAGAGAUGAGGCAGCAAUGGAGAAGUACUCCAGAGCACUCGGGGUCAAAGAGUACCUGCUCUUCUGCGAGAUGCUGCUGCAGCGACCCAUCGACAUGCGGGAGCUGGGUCUGUCCAACAUCCUGAGCCGAGAGGAGACCAGCUACAUGCGCCAGAUGGCCAGCGAGCGCUUCGACGGCGUCAUGCAGGUGCUGAAGUCCAUGCCGCGGCCCAUGCUGCUCGUGUUCCGCAACAUCAACACGGUGCGGAGCAUCAACAUCACGCUGGGAGCGCCGGUGGACCGCUACUUCGUCAUGGCCAAGAGUGCGGUGCGAGGCUGGGGGAAGAUCCAGGCGGCGAGGACGGGGCUGCUGCCCAGGCUCUGGGUCUUCCGCUGGGUGAGGACGACGUGGGAGGGCCUGAAGUUCCAGCUGGCUCUAAGGUGGGAGAUGGCAGCGAUGAGUCUGACGCGGUCCCUCGUGGGCCUGCUGUCGUACUUUGGCCUCGUGUCUCUGGACGCAGACGUGUACGAGUACCUGAGGUAGCGGACAAUAAGGACCUUUACCCCCCCUCCCCUCCCCUCCCGUAGUAAUGGUGCUGCUCACAUUUGCACGAGGCUUCAACACCAAAUGGACCUGGACUCAGCUGUGACUCUGGACUCACCAGAGCUUUAAACUUUAAUUGUUUAGUGUAAUCUAAAGACAGAACCUAGGACAGCAAUUUU